UGUGAUUGAAGUGUCCGAAGUUUCAAACUUCAAAAUGAGAAAAAGAAUGAACAAAGAAACAGUUACCUCGUUUUUCCUAUUUUUUAACAUAUGUUGUUCUAUAUGUAUUGUACUCUUGAAUAAGUGGGUAUAUGUCCACGUAGGUUUCCCUAAUAUCGCUUUAACUUUUCUGCAUUUCGUUGUUACUUACAUCGGCUUGGAAGUAUGUAGAAGAUGCAGUGUUUUCGUAAAAAAGUCUGUGCAGGUUAAGGACAUUAUUUCGGUAGCUAUAACAUUUUGCGGGUUUGUGGUUUUUACGAAUCUUAGCUUGCAGCAUAACACUGUAGGUACUUUUCAAAUCGCUAAAUCAUUGACGACGCCUUUCAUCAUUAUCUUGCAAAUGAUGUUAUAUGGGAAAAAGUUUUCUGUGCGCGUGAAGUUGACGCUGAUUCCAAUAACAGUCGGUGUUUUCCUGAAUUUUUAUUAUGAUCUGCAGUUCAGUUUCUUAGGGACGGUGUACGCUUCUGUGGCUGUGGUUGUAACGUCAUUUUAUCAAGUGCUUGUCAGUAAAAAGCAGCAGGACUUGCAAGUGGAUCCUAUGCAACUUCUGUACUACCAAGCUCCAAUAUCAUCAUUGAUACUACUUAUACUUUUACCAUUCAUUGAACCAGUAGUGUUCACAAUAUCCCACAACUGGAGAACUGCAGAUGUUUGCAUGAUACUUGCAUCAUGUUUCAUUGCCUUUUUUGUAAACAUCUCAAUAUACUGGAUCAUUGGAAACACUUCACCACUGACAUACAACAUGGUUGGACACCUUAAAUUUUGUGUCACCAUGCUAGGUGGUGUACUGUUGUUUGAAGAUCCUCUUCAUAUUAAUCAGGGUGUUGGUAUUUUGCUCACAGUUAUUGGGAUAACUUCUUAUGCACAUGUGAAGGUUACUGAGCUGAGACCAGUGCCCAAAACAGUAGAAGAAGGUUUCCAAAUACUCCCUGGUGGUAGGAUUAGCUAGUUUUGUUUCUGGAAGCUGAGCACUGGUUAAUGUGGCUGAAACCUUUUCAGUCUAGCCAUCAUCUUCAUCCUACAGACAGACAAUUUUUCUCAUCUAGGAACUCGUGCUCAUCUUGUGUCAAAAUUUGUAUUCUGAAAGAGAAAAUGAUAUUGGUAUAUUGCAACAUUCUUAUCACCGCAGUAGUUCAGUGAUAAUUUAAGAAAGAAUUAUUGGCAUGUAAAACAGUAAAUGCACAUUUGUUCUGUAUCUUAUGAACUGUAAUUCUUCAUAGUGAAACAAAUGUGCCCAAACAUUGGUGAUGCUGUUUAUGAGUAAAAGGUGAAAUUUUAAAUUUAAUUUAUCAUGAUGCAGUGCUUGAUAGUUAAGUUGUAGCAUUCAUGUAUGUAUGUUAGGUGUGUAAACAUGAUCUAGUUCAAUCCAGUGUGCGUAACAUGCCAUAGGAAUCUUUUAGUUUUAAUAAAACCUUGUCUACUGAUAAAUAUAAACAUUAAUUGAUCUAUGUGAAAAGACAAUAACAAAAUAUUAGUUUUGUAUGAUAUGCAUUUACAUGCUUUUUAGUAUAUGCACUAAUGUGCACUUUUUUUACAAUUUCAGGGACAACAUGUAAUGUGUUAUUGUCAAUAUCUUUACUAUGUAAAGAAGAUAUGAUGAAUGCAUUAAGACAUGACAUCCUCAUACCAUAAUUAUACUUACUUGUUUAUCUUUCACAAAUCUGUAAUUCAUUCAUUCAUGGCCAAAAGUGCUAUUUGUGAUACAUUUCUCUACAUGUUAUUAAGGAAUACAUGUUAUACAUACACAAAUUAGAACUGUGUGUUUAUAUUUUGAUUCAGAUUCAUGUUAUUUGGACCAGAAAUGUAUGUAUUUCCUCUUGUAUUUGUCCUGUUAAGAAGUGACCCAAACAUUGUGGUGAUAUAAUAAUAUGCUGGAAACAGCAACAGCAGCAGCAGCAGCAGCAGCAACAACAAUAACAAUUAAAAGAUUCUUAGUUUAACUAAGGCUAGCCAUAGUAGUUGGGCUUUUUGCUCCAUCAAAAGCACAUGAUAUAUUAGACAUUGAUAACUUGAUGCUUGCUGUUUUCUGUCCAUUAAAUAUUUCCUGAUAAUUUUGAGGAAUGUUCCCUUUCCCAUGGAAUUUACAUCAAGGAAAUGUUAAAUGUAUACAUCAAAAGUGGACAGGUCAACAUUAAAAUGAUACAUUAGCUGUGAAUUUGAUUGACUUGUAUUUCUGUCUGUCAAUUGGUACUUUUUAGCUCAGCUUCCUGGAUUAACCAUUUAUUUAAACAAGCAUCUGGAAUUUUAUCUACAUGGUGCCCCUGGAGGAAUAGUCAACAUUUAGGAAUGUGUCAGAAACAACCAUUUGAAGCAAAGAAGUCUAGUAAACAGGGGCUCUCAAAUGCAUACCUUAACAGCUAUGGGCUCUUGUUCAGUAGAUGAGAUGUGUUUCACAAUAGCAAAGAUGAAGUACUGCUCAUAGCUCUUAAGGAAUGCAUUUCAGAAUCCAUGGUUGGUAGACAUUUUUUUUUUUUGUUUGAAACUGUCAUUCCUGUCAUAUACCUGAAUACUGGCUAUUCCUCAUGGGACAUCCUAUACAUUUUAUUGUGGUACUUUUAUCUAGUCAAACUGUUGUAAAUAUCAUCCCUUGUAAUAUGAUUCAGUGUAACACUUAAUUCCCAGAAAGUACAGUUCAGAAUUUUGUUGUUUUUUCUCUAUUAUCCUCCUGGUAACUCAUUCUUCACAGCAGUAUUUCAUCACUGAAAGUGUUACUAGUUUCUAAAAUUUAAUUUCAGUUUAUCUUCAUGUUUCAUGAAAAUUCCUUUGAAGGGAAGAUGGAAGUAUGUUGUUUAAUGUCUUAUUAGUAUCUACAUUAUUAUCAAUGAUUGGACGGCGAUGAAGGAAGACAACAGCUAUGCUCUGUUUAAGGAAUCAUCACUGUAUUUAGCAGAAGUCUUUUAGAGAAACUGUGGAGAACCUAAAUUAUGGGGGCCAGAUGGAAAUUUGAAGCUUGCUUGUCCAAAAUAUGAGUCGAGCAUCUUAACUACGUUUCCAUCUCACUCAAUUGGUACCACAGAUUGCUCUGAACUUUUUUACUUUGCUGUGUAUGUUAUUAAUGUAUCCAUGUGUAAUCAUAAAAACAAAAAAGUUAAGAUGCCAUAUUUUUUACUGUUACAUUUUAUUGUUUCAGUACCCUAUCAACCUUUGUAACAAAGAUAAAAUUAUACAAUAAUAGGGUAUCUAACAUGUGGAGUGCUCUU
Molecule: messenger RNA, 3239 nt
Organism: Schistocerca serialis cubense
Lineage: Eukaryota; Metazoa; Arthropoda; Insecta; Orthoptera; Acrididae
Product: solute carrier family 35 member E3-like
Exons: 7
Coding region: 35-988 (317 amino acids)
Cellular component (GO): Golgi apparatus
Molecular function (GO): antiporter activity; nucleotide-sugar transmembrane transporter activity
Source: RefSeq, a predicted model, not a curated record